AUGCCUCAGACUCAAGGACUCCAGCGAGACGAUGAUUAUGAUUCGUCUCCACUCCAGAAGAUGCUCUCCUCGAAUCAAGCGUGGGCAGAAGAACAUAGAAAGUUGAACCCGACUUUCUUCGAGCAAAUGGCUGCGGGACAAUCCCCUCAUACAUUGUGGAUCGGAUGCGCCGACUCUCGCGUUCCGGAAUCUCUCAUCACAAACUCGCAACCUGGGGAGAUCUUCGUUCAUCGGAACAUCGCUAAUCAAGUUCCUCUGCAGGACGACAACACUUUAUCCGUCGUCGAAUACGCUGUCAACCAUUUGCACGUCCGUCACAUCAUCGUCGUUGGCCACUCAAACUGCGGUGGUGCUGCAGCAUCUCUGGCUGCCGCCACCUCUCCUGAAGCGUCCUUCUGCGCUCACAAUGGUUCCAGCUGCCUGCAGACCGUCCCUACCCUCCCGCCGGAUAAUCCUAUCAACAAGUGGCUACAGCAGCUAACGAAGCUCGCUUUCUCCCUCGGGAUCUCGACUGCUCCAAAAGACGAGGCGCUGUCGCUGCUCAUUGAGGAGAACGUUAAGGCUCAAGUAGAAAAUUUGUCCAAGCUGGAAGUCAUUCAAGAUGCGUGGCAGAAUCCGGAAGCACAAAGGAAGGAAUUGUGGAUACAUGGGUGGGUGUACGAGAUAGAGACGGGGCUGUUGAGCGAUUUGAAUAUCUCUCGUGGCCCCUCGGCUGCGUAG
Cyclocybe aegerita is the source of this 720-nucleotide messenger RNA. Lineage: Eukaryota; Fungi; Basidiomycota; Agaricomycetes; Agaricales; Hemipholiotaceae. The record is from the annotation of a GenBank genome assembly.